CUGAUUGGUGCCCAUUUCCACAAUCCAAUUCGAGUAGAUACAUGCCAGUCAAUACUCAACCCACAAACAGAACCUCAAUACCUCCCUUGUUUCUGUUUGCAAAUCUAACAUCAUUAUACAUCCAACGAUAGAUAACAUGAGAUCGUUAGUCACUGAAACUCCCCAGCCCCAAGGCCAGCAACUCAUGAACAUUAAGCUUGAUGAUAGUGAGAAGCCGAUUUCGGCCAUCGCGGCCAGGACAGUUCCCACCCAACCCCCGCCUUAUUCUGCCUUUUCUCCUAGACAAAAGAGAUGGAUUAUCUUCAUCGCAUCUUUAGCUGGGUGGUUUUCUACGGCCAGUAGUUUCGUUUACUUUCCAGCUAUACCCUUCUUAGCCAGGGACACCAAAGUUUCAGUCGAGAAUAUCAACCUCACGGUAACCUCGUAUCUGAUAGCCUCUGGAAUCUUCCCGUCUAUAACUGGAGAUGCCGCCGAUAGAUAUGGCCGUCGUCCAGUUAUCAUUGUGUGUCUUUGCAUAUAUGCGGCGGUAAAUGUUGGUUUAGCUAUCCAAAGGUCCUUUGCAUGCCUCUUCGUUUUGCGUAUGGUACAGAGCGCCGCAAUAUCUGGAACAUUCUCUAUCGCUUAUGGGAUCAUUGGCGACUUAACUACACCAGCUAAUAGGGGAGGAUACACCGGAUUUGUUUCUAUAUUUCUGAAUACACCUCCAAGCAUUGCCCCUUUAAUUAGCGGGUUGCUUCUCAUUCGAUGGAAUUGGCCCUCCAUUUUUUGGUUUUUAACGAUUGCAUCGUCAACAGUGCUCAUAUUUAUUCUCCUCCUCCUACCAGAAACAUGCAGAAGCAUCGUUGGGAAUGGCAGCUAUUGGCCACCGUUGAUCAAUCUACCUCCCAUCACUCUGUUGUGUGCAUUAAGGCAACGGGAUACAAUUCAAAGGCCGGAUCAAAAGGUCCGGACAGGAUUACUUAACCCCCUUUCCGUCCUUUCUCUGCUGAAGAACCGUUCGACUUUGGCAGCUGUAUUGUGUUAUGGGAUCUACUACACUAUUUAUUCAUGUUUACAGGCCUCAUUAUCUACAGUAUUUGUUGAAACAUACAGCAUCACUGGACUGGUAGCAGGUCUUUCAUAUCUACCUUUUGGAGUCGCAUGUGCCACUUCUGCUUUCGUCGCUGGGAAAAUAAUCGAUAGGGAUUAUCGAAAAACUGCAGAGGCCAGGGGAAUGCAUGUUGAUCAGUUACGAGGGGAUAAUGUCUCUAAGAUUCCAAUCGAGUAUAUACGGCUGCGAACAAAUAAGUAUCAUAUAGCUUUUUGCGCACCCCUGGUUGCUGGAUACGGAUGGAGUCUUCAACUAAAGGCUCAUAUGGCUCUACCCCUAGUUCUUCAAUUUUUUAUUGGUUUUACCAUGCAGCCUCUUUUCACGUCACUCAAUACGCUCCUAGUGGACUUACAUCCAAAUCGGUCGUCCUCAGCCCAAGCUGCGAAUAAUCUCAUUAGGUGCGAAUUUGCAGCGGUAGGCCUAGCGGUGCUAGAACCUAUGAUUCGGGCGCUAGGCCCAGGGUGGUGCUUUGUUAUAUUCGCCGUUGUUCAUUGUCUGACUCUUCCCACGCUCUGGGUAUUAGGGAGAAUGGGCCCAAAGUGGCGUUUCAGGGAGGACAGUUAGCCCUUGUAUAGGUGGUGCCUUUAGGCCAAUAUUUGGGUUGACCUUAUACUCGACGAAUGUUGGAAACAAUGUUACCCUACCUACCUGUAGCAUUCUUUUGCCGCGCGAAGGCUUAAUGCGCAUGAUAAAUCAAGAAAGAUUUCCGUCGAUAGCUUGUCUCUGAGAAACCAUGUAGAAGAUACCUAUGCCAUUGGCGUGUUAGACAUAAUGUAGCUUAUCAUUUUUGAGAUAUCUUCUGAUGAAUGUCAGGAUGUAGGGACUGAGCCCUAUGCUGGGUGAUUCUCACCUGCUAAUUGAGCCAAACCACCAAAGGACGAGAACUUACAAGUCGGACAACUUGUGGUCUAUUGCAGGUCCUGUGGCUAGUCCGUGGCAUGAAAUCAAAGAAAUGAUCUCUUACUGUGAUGGCGGUCUCAGGGGUUAUCUAUUUCUGAGUAGCAUAUUACCUUAGAAAUUGAUCACUGCAAAGGACCAUGCAAUCAAAUUAUAGUGUACACAUUUGUUAAUAAACUUAGCUUAAUUAAUUGAUUAUAUUUCAAUACAAAUCUC
Messenger RNA from Annulohypoxylon truncatum, 2203 nucleotides. Its product is annotated as MFS general substrate transporter. The transcript has 7 exons. The coding region runs from base 137 to 1654 and encodes 505 amino acids. Gene Ontology annotation, biological process: transmembrane transport. The record is from RefSeq and is a predicted model, not a curated record. NCBI's taxonomy places the organism in Eukaryota, Fungi, Ascomycota, Sordariomycetes, Xylariales, Hypoxylaceae. Gene Ontology annotation, molecular function: transmembrane transporter activity.